CGGCUGUGCCCGGAGGCGCUGGGCGGGCGCGGGCCGAGCGGGGCGGGGGCGGCGGGCCGCGCUCCGGCCGGUCUGCGGCGUUGGCCUUGGCUUUGGCGGCGGCGGCGGCGAAGAUGCUGCAGUCCCUGGCCGGCAGCUCGUGCGUGCGCCUGGUGGAGCGGCACCGCUCGGCCUGGUGCUUCGGCUUCCUGGUGCUCGGCUACCUGCUCUACCUGGUCUUCGGCGCCGUGGUCUUCUCCUCGGUCGAGCUGCCCUACGAGGACCUGCUGCGCCAGGAGCUGCGCAAGCUGAAGCGGCGCUUCCUGGAGGAGCACGAGUGCCUGUCGGAGCAGCAGCUCGAGCAGUUCCUGGGCCGGGUGCUGGAGGCCAGCAACUACGGCGUGUCGGUGCUCAGCAACGCCUCGGGCAACUGGAACUGGGACUUCACCUCCGCGCUCUUCUUCGCCAGCACCGUGCUCUCCACCACAGGUUAUGGCCACACCGUGCCCUUGUCGGAUGGGGGCAAGGCCUUCUGCAUCAUCUACUCGGUCAUCGGCAUUCCCUUCACCCUCCUGUUCCUGACGGCCGUGGUACAGCGUGUCACCGUGCACGUCACCCGCAGGCCUGUCCUCUACUUCCACGUCCGCUGGGGCUUCUCCAAGCAGGUGGUGGCCAUUGUCCACGCCGUGGUCCUCGGCUUUGUCACCGUGUCCUGUUUCUUCUUCAUCCCGGCCGCUGUCUUCUCUGUCCUGGAGGAUGACUGGAACUUCCUCGAAUCCUUUUAUUUUUGUUUUAUUUCCCUGAGCACCAUUGGCCUAGGAGAUUAUGUUCCUGGAGAAGGCUACAAUCAAAAAUUCAGAGAGCUCUAUAAGAUUGGGAUCACGUGUUACCUGCUACUUGGCCUGAUUGCCAUGUUGGUAGUUCUGGAAACCUUCUGUGAACUCCAUGAGCUGAAAAAAUUCCGAAAGAUGUUCUACGUGAAGAAGGACAAGGAUGAAGAUCAAGUGCACAUCAUCGAGCAUGACCAGCUGUCCUUCUCCUCCAUCACAGACCAGGCAGCUGGCAUGAAAGACGAUCAGAAGCAAAACGAGCCUUUUGUGGCCACUCAGUUGUCUACCAGCUCCGAUGGCUCCACCAACCAUUAAGUGCAGGCUUUGCCGCACUGGGGUCAGGGCAUGAGGAAAAGAGGCUUAGUUAUGUUCAUUUUUAUCAGAAUGUAAAAGCUAAGGUGAUGCCAUUUUAAGAAAUAUCUACUGUUUUGCAAUAUUUUAAUAAACAACAACAACAACAAAAAAGCAAAAAACGAAACAAAGAAAGCUUUGACCUUGCAGGGAUGUCUAAUAAGUAAAGAAAUAGGAUGUGUACCUAUAACCCAUAUGUGACAAAAUUAUUUAGACUUUGCAUAGGAGAAGAAUACUUGAAGUGGUAUGCCGCUGUGGAUAGAAGCAGAUUUUAUACUUUUAAUUGGGAACUUUGGGGUUUGCGUUUAAAUCAUUUAGCUGAGGGCCAAAUAGCAACAUUUAUAUUUAAAAGCAAAAAAAAAAAAAAAAGCAUAGAGAUGUGUUUUAUAAAUAGAUUUAUGUGUACCAGUUUGCAUGUGCCCAUCCAAAAUGAUUAUUUUUGUAGAAUCUAAGUUAAACCUACUAUUUAUAAUGCAUAGGUAACCAUUAACUAUGUACAUAUAAAGUAUAAAUAUGUUUAUGUCCUGUACAUAUGGUUUAGGUCACCAGGUCCUAGUGUACUUCUUAAAACAAGAUUAUAGAACUUUUCUUUUGAUUUCUCUUUAUACUACAGAAUCCAGAGUUGCUGCCACAAAAUAAGGGGAAUAAUAAACUUAAGAGUGAGUAACUAUAGCACUUGGCUACAAUAAAUGUUUCUACCCUCCUGC
Propithecus coquereli (Coquerel's sifaka) is the source of this 1867-nucleotide messenger RNA. RefSeq names its product potassium channel, two pore domain subfamily K, member 1 (gene KCNK1). The record is from RefSeq and is a predicted model, not a curated record. The transcript has 3 exons. NCBI's taxonomy places the organism in Eukaryota, Metazoa, Chordata, Mammalia, Primates, Indriidae. Gene Ontology annotation, cellular component: membrane. Gene Ontology annotation, biological process: potassium ion transmembrane transport; stabilization of membrane potential. The coding region runs from base 114 to 1124 and encodes 336 amino acids. Gene Ontology annotation, molecular function: potassium ion leak channel activity.